Molecule: messenger RNA, 3967 nt
Organism: Sinocyclocheilus grahami
Lineage: Eukaryota; Metazoa; Chordata; Actinopteri; Cypriniformes; Cyprinidae
Product: E3 ubiquitin-protein ligase MARCH6-like
Exons: 20
Coding region: 383-2248 (621 amino acids)
Biological process (GO): ERAD pathway
Cellular component (GO): endoplasmic reticulum membrane
Molecular function (GO): zinc ion binding
Source: RefSeq, a predicted model, not a curated record
UAAAAAAUAUACUAACAAGAUGCAUAUCGAGCUGUAGUAGUUCGUAUGUACGUUCAUUUAUCUACAACUAAGCGCAGUCACCACCGGAAAACGCCAGAAAGUGUCGCGUGCUCUGCCGUAAACCGAAACCGUAGCAGCACAUUUCAGAUCCAGAGGCCACAGACAUGUUCAGCAGAGCAGUAAAAUAGUCGACCAACGCUAUCUGUAAGCACUAACGUUACACGAACAAAAAGGGGUCAGGUCUGGGGUUAUGCGGCGUUCAUGCUUGGAUCGAUUUCGUCAUGUUGUAUUUUAGCGUAGUUGUAAGCUGAUAUUGUGUGUUUUGUUCCGCGGUGUGUGUUAUGUGUUGACUGUAAAAGAGGACAGUGCGUCACCGUACAAGAUGGACACUGCCGAAGAAGGUGAUAUAUGUAGGGUGUGUCGAUCUGAGGGAACCCAGGACAAACCCCUCUACCAUCCCUGCGUGUGUACUGGAAGUAUUAAAUUCAUCCACCAAGAAUGCUUGGUGCAGUGGCUUAAACACAGCAGAAAAGAGUACUGCGAAUUAUGCAAGCACAGAUUUGCUUUCACGCCAAUUUACUCUCCAGACAUGCCUUCACGGCUCCCAGUGCAGGACAUUUUCGCAGGACUGGUCACAAGUAUAGGCACGGCUAUCCGAUACUGGUUUCAUUACACGCUUGUUGCCUUUGCUUGGCUGGGGGUUGUACCUCUAACAGCAUGUCGCAUCUAUAAGUGUCUGUUCACUGGAUCUGUAAGCUCCCUCCUGACUCUGCCCUUAGACAUGCUCUCCACAGAGAACUUGCUGGCCGACUGCCUGCAGGGCUGCUUUGUGGUGACCUGCACCCUCUGCGCCUUCAUCAGUCUGGUGUGGCUGCGGGAGCAGAUUGUUCAUGGUGGAGCCCCUUUAUGGUUGGAGCAGAACCAGCAGCAACCUGCCAAUGCUGCAGGACCGGCCAAUGAGGCUGCUGGCCAGGGUAAUGGGGGUGCUGAAAACCAGCCCAUGCCCGCACCGGCCGAACCUCCAGCAGAAAACGCUGCAGCGGCUGAAGCUCCUGACCUCCCCGCUGACCCUAUGGAAGAGAUGGAGCUGGAUAAUGAAGAUGAGGAGGAUGGAGGAGCCGAAGAUGUGGCGGAUGCCAACAAUGGAGCACAAGAUGAUAUGAACUGGAAUGCUCUGGAAUGGGAUCGUGCAGCUGAAGAGCUCACUUGGGAAAGGAUGCUUGGGCUUGAUGGGUCCCUGGUUUUUCUGGAGCAUGUGUUCUGGGUGGUCUCACUCAACACACUCUUCAUCUUGGUGUUUGCUUUCUGUCCCUACCAUAUUGGCCACUUCACAGUGGUUGGACUUGGUUUUGAAGAAUAUGUUCGUGCCUCACACUUUGAGGGACUCAUCACCACUAUAGUUGGAUAUGUCCUUUUGGCCAUCACACUCAUUGUGUGUCAUGGAUUAGCAGCACUGGUGAGAUUUCAAAGAUCACGCCGCUUGUUAGGAGUCUGCUACAUUGUCGUAAAGGUCUCUCUUCUAGUAGUUGUAGAGAUUGGUGUGUUCCCCCUCAUCUGCGGCUGGUGGCUUGAUAUCUGCUCUCUGGAAAUGUUUGAUGCCUCAUUGAAAGACCGAGAGUUGAGUUUUGAAUCUGCCCCAGGGACCACUAUGUUCCUUCACUGGCUGGUGGGGAUGGUCUACGUCUUCUAUUUCGCCUCUUUCAUUCUUCUACUCCGAGAGGUUCUAAGGCCUGGGGUCUUGUGGUUUCUCAGAAAUCUGAACGAUCCAGAUUUCAACCCAGUGCAAGAAAUGAUACAUCUACCAAUAUAUAGACACUUGAGACGAUUCAUACUAUCAGUGGUUGUGUUUGGCUCAAUCGUUCUUCUCAUGUUGUGGCUUCCUAUCCGGAUAAUCAAACACAUCUUCCCUUCAUUUCUUCCCUACAAUGUGAUGCUUUACAGGAGUCACUAUGGAGAUGCAGAAUUUGGUGCAGAGGAGAAUCUACCCCUUCCUUCUGAUGGUAGUGGUGCUGAUGGUAAAUUGACCAUCACUAUGGAGAUGCAGAAUUUGGUGCAGAGGAGAAUCUACCCCUUCCUUCUGAUGGUAGUGGUGCUGAUGGGUAUCCUCUUUUUCCAAAUCCGACAAUUCAAGCGCCUUUAUGAGCACAUCAAGAAUGACAAGUACCUUGUUGGACAGAGACUUGUGAACUAUGAACGAAAAGCUGGCAAGCUCAGCACUACCACACACAGCAGUUCAGUGCAGGAGUAAAGAGCUUGGGAUUGCUUUGGAGUCACUCUUUUUGUGUGUGAGCGAGCGAGCAUGUGUGAAUGACUGAAUGAGCCUUUCUCUCCUGCUCCCUCUUUGUGCGUCCUUACAUCCAGCACGCCCACUAUGACUGACUUCUGGCCUCUCUGACCCUGCCAGCAAAAAAAGGGAGAAAGAGCCAUGUACAUAAACGGGGCGAAAGAGUGAAUCCCUACAGCCAAAUGGAAAAAAUGAAAAAAAACAACAAAAAAAAUAUUAAGUAUGUGUAUUAAUUUAUUAAAUCUAGUUGUUACCUUUUUUUGUGGAGCUUUGUUCGUGGCAAGACUCGACCCACAUGGUUCCUUUCAUCACCCUCGUGGAGAGGCCAGUCAGACUCCAGGGAUGAAAUGUCUGGGUCAUAAUGGAGCUGGACUGUCACAUUUGUACCUUUUUUAUUUAUUAGUUUAGAAUUUAUUGAAAUACGAUCUUGGUGUUUUUGAAUGAGAGGGUCUUGUUUGAUUUGAUGCUUUCGGUAGUGUGUCUUACCUUCAUUUCUCAAUGCUUUAACCUCCCUAAUUUUAUGUGCAGAACAGAAGUGGAUGGAGGCGGAUUUAAUGGUUAUGCCACACCCAUCUGCUUCCUGUCAUGUGGAAAAGAGGGAAUUUUGUUUCACCAACAGUUUGUCCGCGACUGUUGUUGACCAAUUCAAGAACAUAGAAGCACAGAGUCAGUAUCUAGCAGCCGAAGCGUAGUUUGAUGGUGGAGUUUAUGGCUCACAGUGAGCCGCAAAGCCGAUCUCUGCCUGCUAGCUCUUCGCUCAACUCCUUCAAAAUCCUUUCAAGUAGCUUAAAAGACCGUUUAGAGUGCUAAUUGCGUCAGUGGUUGAGCUAGCAUAUUUGUUUGCUGUUCAAGUUGAUAUCAUUGACCGUUGUAUGUCAGUCUCGUGCUCAGCAUGGCCUAGCAACACUUUCUCAUAGAUGUAAUUCUGGCACGUACACGGGUUGUUGCACUUUUUUAAUUUAAGAAAGUGUCUUUUAAGAGCAGCAAUAGUUUGGAAACCCUUUAGACCAAAUUUGAAGUCCUUACUCGUAUAGGUACUGGAGCUCACAAAAAUUAAUUAAACCGAUCAGAUUUUCAGCCAAAACCUGGUUUAUUAUUCUUGCUUCGGUUCGGUAGAAGAGUUUCGUGUCUGUAGGUAAGGAGGAGAUCCUCAACACAUUUGUAAAUAAUGUAACUUUGAUUCUUCGUAGCAGAGUAUGUUUUUCUCCAUUUCAAAUUUGCUGCGUCUGUUACAGGUUCACGAUACCCGAAGAAUUUGUCUCAGACAGCUUUAGUGUUAAUCAGCGCUGAGAUUCUAUAAGUGACCUUAUAGUAUCUUAUUACACUGAAACUGGAUACUGUAUGCUUCUUGAUAGCUUGCGCUCCUCUGAAAGGCAAAUGUUCUAUUUUUAUAUGUGCAACUAGUGACACCGUUUUCAUGUUUGUUCAGCCAUCGAUUUGAUUUCCUCUAACGUUUACUGAGGUCAGCUAGAAUCCAGGUAAAGCUAGUGGUUCAGCACUAAACACCUUUGUGUGUCUGGUUUACUAAGCCUUUUCCUUCUCCGCAUGUUUUUGAGAGAAUUAUUCAGUAUUCUGAAUGUUUUCAAACCUCCUCCUUGGAGGCUCUUGCUGUAAUAAUUACAUUCUCAUAAUGGCAGAUUUUUUUGUUUGUUUGUUGAAAACUUUUAUUACAAAUAUUAAAUC